AACAGCCGAAAGAAGCGAACGCAUUGGAAACCUCUUUUCUUAUCACAUCUCGGCCCACGAAUUGACUCGCGAGAUCGUGGCGCAUCCUGGGAUUCCCUAGCCAUCUGGGGGUUCUGACCAUUGACCAUGCGACGGCGUUUAUCAGUCGUUCAGUACUACUCAGACAGCGCACGCGAUCGCAUGCCCGUUGUUGCUUCUCUGCUUUAAAUUAAAUUAAAUUGUGCUCACUCUUGUGACUGUGGUUACUUAGGUGUUGGUGCUAGUCACGACGAGGAAGAUUUUAGAAAAAAAAUGAGCUCGUUAGCAUGUGACACUCGAUUCGAUUUGCUUCCGGUGGAGCUGCUCAUCAUGAUUUUCGAUCAUCUGGAUCUGGACAGUUUGAAAAAUGCGACACAAACUUGCCGGAAUUGGCAUAAUGUCGCCUUCAGGAGCACGUAUAUAGAAAGAUUUAAGCUGGAGAUGGGAUUACCACAACUAUCGCGCUAUUUCAAGAAGGACGAGCAUGGAACACCGAUUGAAAAAAGGAAGAUUAAGAAGCUGAUAACAGAAGCGGUAGCUUGUGUCAGGAAAUCCCAGCGAUACUACGAUAGUUUGCGCUUGAACGUAUUGCCGUACAUGCUGGCGGAAUUUCAGCCCCUAUGGAGCGCUUUACAGCGAAAAGUCACGGCUAACAUCAACUCGCUGGAGCUUGAUUUGAAGCAGACUCCGGAUAAAAGUAUUGUUACUCUACUGGCCAAUACGAUAGAACUGAUGCCGAAGCUGCGAUCAUUAUCACUCUGGACGCUCUGUGGUCCACCGUCGUAUAUUGUCUUUCGCCACUCUUCGGUGCAGCAUUUGAAGCUGCAUUGCACCAAUUUCAUCGCGGUGGAUAUGCCGCAGCUGGAAUCGUUCGAAGGACCACUGUGCGCAUUGGCUCACCCUCAGCCGCUGGUGCUCACGAAAUUGAAACACGUUACGUUAACGUUUGGCCCGGACCGACUCUACGGUCCUUCCAUCAUCCAACGGUUGGCGCAAGUAGAAACGAUGAAGCUGAUAUUCCGGGUGACAGAAAGUCUGUUCCUUGCAAUAUGUGAAACGUGCACCGUGCUCAAGGAACUUAACUUUUGGCACGUGACCGUUAGUGAUCGAGCCACCACGCGACACCUUUCCCGGCUCGUCUAUCUUCGUCGACUAACGUUCCAUUCCAUUGGUAUCGAGGGAAAAUGCUCGUUUGAUUUAGACUUUGACUUAGUGGAGCUUACCCGAUUGGAGGAACUGAAUCUAGGAUACAUUGAGUUGGGUGAAACGAGCUUAAUACGUUUGCCUUUCUCGAUCAGAGCUCUAACCGUGAGCAUUAGUGUGGCGAAUGAAGUAAACGUUAUCCAGAGUCUUGUCAGCUCGGCGAGACAGUUGCAGAAGUUGCGUUUGGUUUAUGAUGGAAGCAAAACCACCGACGUCGUCGUAUACACGAUGAAGUGUCUUCAUCUUUUUGCGCUGCUAGAGGUGCUCGUGUUCGUUAAUGCAAAAAUCAGUGAACGAGUAUUCCUUGACAUGGACGGUCCGAUGUAUCGAAUGCAUUACCUGCGGUUCGAAAACUGUGACUUGGAUCGCAAUAAUCUUAACGGACUUUGCGAAAUGUUUCCCAAUGUGCCGCUGGUGGAGUUUCCGACCGUGAGCAGUUGGUUUUGGGCUGCUAAGUUUACCGAUACUGAAUGAUGGUGAGCAGAAUUCAUAGAACAAAGAAAUAUUAGCGGAGAAAAAAGAAACGCAGAAAAGUGAAAUACAAAAACGAACAAUCGAAUCGCUUAUAAUUUUGUAUGUUAUAUGUAAGACCACGAUAAAUAAUAAAUUAUCUA
Anopheles aquasalis is the source of this 1835-nucleotide messenger RNA. RefSeq lists its product as uncharacterized. NCBI's taxonomy places the organism in Eukaryota, Metazoa, Arthropoda, Insecta, Diptera, Culicidae. The record is from RefSeq and is a predicted model, not a curated record. Gene Ontology annotation, molecular function: protein binding.